AUGGGCCACUUACGACGCGUGCGUUUCACAAAUAAGCAGGCGGUGGCGCCGGGCGCCUACAACGGAAACGCGGCGAAUGUACAGGGCUUUGGAAAGAAAAGCCGGAACAGCGGUCGCGGAGGACAUAAUCAGAGACCGAAAACAAAUUAUGUCAAUGCAGACGAUGGGGCGGCAUUGAGCAGAAGUUUGAACGAAGAUCAAGUUAUACAAUUGCUGGGCGAUGGAAACUUCUCCGACAUCGAAGAUUUUGAGGACGACGACGACGAAAUCCAACCUAACACUUUCGAAAAUCUUCAGUUGGAUGAUCCAGAGCCUGAACCACAGCCGUCUGUAGCACCGGAGCCGGAACCGAUGCAAGAUACUCCUGGACCAUCACUACUAACUCCGCGCCCUCGAUCUUUACGGCCACCUUCUCGAAAGAGAGUUUGGAAGCAGAAAAUUUUGUAUCAUGUUGCCAAAGGCACGAAUUAA
Molecule: messenger RNA, 471 nt
Organism: Parnassius apollo (apollo)
Lineage: Eukaryota; Metazoa; Arthropoda; Insecta; Lepidoptera; Papilionidae
Source: the annotation of a GenBank genome assembly